GCGAACGUCCUAAUAUUUUUUUCUUAUCAUUGAAAGUUCUAAUAAUUGAAGGCUUAAAACCCUAAAGAUGAUAGCCUAAUCACUCUGAUUUUGAAAUUAGAGCUAAAUUGAACACCGCCGAUAUCAGCAGAUCAGCCACUUUAAAAAUCUCUUCGUUUUCCCCUAGAAAGAGGAAAAAGAAAAAAGGGAAUUUCUUUUUUUUUCCCGAAUUUUUGUUAUAUAUUUGGUUCUCAUUUAGCCGCCCUUUUCAAAGCUCUAAUCAUGGCUUUAAUCGUUGUUUCACGUCUCGUGUUCGAUUCCUUACAAACGCUACGAAAACCCCUCUCUUUUUCUUUAUAAAAAGGGGGAAAAAGUUUCGACUUUCAUUUUUACUCUUGUUUUUUUUUUUUUUUUUUGGUUUUCUGUUUCUUCUUGUUCUUCGUAUUGUUGCUCUCUGGCUUGGCUUGACCCUCGAAAUGGCUGCUCAAGAACAGUUAUCCGCCAUUAAGAGGGCGAAAGUGCUUAUGGUAGGGGCAGGAGGGAUUGGCUGUGAGCUUCUCAAGACUCUUGCUCUCUCUGGGUUUCAAGAUAUUCAUAUUAUUGACAUGGAUACUAUAGAAGUCAGCAACCUGAAUAGACAAUUUUUGUUCCGACAAUCCCAUGUUGGUCAGUCUAAGGCCAAGGUUGCUAGAGAUGCAGUCUUAAGGUUCAGGCCCAACAUAAGCAUUACACCAUACCAUGCUAAUGUUAAGGAGUCUCGCUUCAAUGUUGAUUUCUUUAAAGAGUUUGAUGUUGUGUUGAAUGGGUUGGAUAACUUAGAUGCAAGGCGCCAUGUAAAUCGUCUUUGUUUGGCGGCUGAUAUCCCAUUGGUUGAAAGUGGGACAACAGGGUUCUUGGGACAGGUUACUGUACAUUUGAAAGGAAAAACUGAGUGCUACGAGUGUCAGCCAAAACCUGCCCCAAAGACUUAUCCUGUUUGUACAAUAACAAGCACUCCAUCAAAGUUUGUUCAUUGUAUUGUAUGGGCAAAGGACCUGCUUUUUGCAAAGUUGUUUGGGGACAAGAAUCAGGAAAAUGAUUUGAAUGUGCGCUCUAGUGAUACUGCAAACUCGUCUGAACAUUCAGAAGAUGUAUUUGAAUGUAGAAAAGACGAAGAUAUCGAACGAUAUGGAAGAAGAAUAUAUGAUCAUGUAUUUGGUCAUAACAUAGAAGUUGCUCUAUCUAAUGAAGAAACGUGGAAAAACCGUAACAAACCACGGCCUAUAUAUAGUAAAGAUGUCCUGCCUGAGAAACAAACUAAAGAGAAUGGGAACAAGGAAAAGGGUUGUGCAGCUGAUGAUGUCUCUGCCAUGGUGUCUCUGAGCUUGAAGAAUCCUCAGGAUAUAUGGAGCCUUGUAGAAAAUUCAAGAGUUUUCCUCGAGGCUUUGAGAUUAUUUUUCUUGAAGAGAGAAAAGGAUAUAGGAAACCUUACUUUCGAUAAAGAUGAUCAGUUGGCCGUGGAAUUUGUGACUGCUGCUGCAAAUAUCCGGGCUUCUUCUUUUGGGAUUCCUUUACACAGUCUUUUUGAAGCUAAAGGAAUUGCUGGUAAUAUUGUGCAUGCUGUUGCUACAACAAAUGCUAUCAUAGCUGGAUUGAUCGUGAUUGAAGCAAUUAAGGUUUUACAAAAGGAUAACAACAAUUAUAGGAUGACAUAUUGUCUAGAACAUCCUUCAAGAAAGUUGCUUCUAAUGCCUGUAGAACCCUAUGAACCUAACAGAUCUUGCUAUGUUUGUUCAGAGACACCAGUAUCGCUUGAGGUUAAUACUCAACGUUCUAAGUUGCGGGAUUUUGUUGAAAAGAUUAUUAAAGCCAAACUUGGUAUGAACUUUCCUCUAAUUAUGCAAGGGGCAAGCAUUCUUUAUGAAGUUGGCGAAGAUCUUGAAGAGGAUAUGGUAGCGAUUUAUGCUGCAAACCUUGAGAAAGCAUUAUCUGAGCUUCCUUCUCCAGUUACUAGUGGGAGUGUUCUUACCGUCGAGGAUCUGCAACAGGAGUUCUCAUGCAGUAUCAAUAUCAAGCAUAGGGAAGAAUUUGACGAAGAGAAGGAACCUGAUGGAAUGCUUCUAUCCGGAUGGGUAGAAGCUCCUGUUGAUAAGGAUAAUAAUAAGCCUAUUGGAAAUGACGAAAGUACAUCCAAUGCUUUGCCAUCAGGGGAGACUCUGGAGGGUGAGAAGGAUGAUGAAAUUCAGGAAACUUCGGAAGUGGUUGAAGCUUUUACAGGGAAGAAAAGAAAAUUGUCUGAGGUUUCUGAAGUCACAGCUCCAGAUCCUUCAGGCCCUUCUAGUAUAAAUCAAAAUAAACCCAAAAAGCUUGAUAUUGAUGAUGAGGCCGAUGAACUCAUUAUAUCCGAUGAUUGGGAAUCACUCACCAAGAAGAAAAAGUUGUAACAUGUUUUACAUCUUCUAGGGACAUAUCAUCUCACCUCUGAUUUGAUAAUUGUUAAGAAGACUAAAUGGUGAUUCUUUUGGAGGCCGUGUUAGGACAGUCUAUAGUUUUUUGCUCGAUUAGAUGUUACUAACUGUUAUGUUGAUUCCGUUUUUGUGGUUUACUAUUGUGACAAAAAUGCCUAGUCAUCUAGUUAUUAUCUUUUAACCAAGGGCUUGUAACUGCAAGUAUUCAGAUUUUAAAACCAAUGUGAAAUGAAAAUUAUUAAUGGAA
This is a messenger RNA of Gossypium raimondii (Peruvian cotton), 2673 nucleotides long. RefSeq names its product SUMO-activating enzyme subunit 2. NCBI's taxonomy places the organism in Eukaryota, Viridiplantae, Streptophyta, Magnoliopsida, Malvales, Malvaceae. Gene Ontology annotation, biological process: protein sumoylation. Gene Ontology annotation, molecular function: SUMO activating enzyme activity. Bases 456 to 2402 code for a protein of 648 amino acids. The transcript has 11 exons. The record is from RefSeq and is a predicted model, not a curated record. Gene Ontology annotation, cellular component: cytoplasm; SUMO activating enzyme complex.